AUGGGCGUCGCCACCUUCAUCAAGCUCGGCAAGACCGCCAUGGACGGCAAAAAGGCCUACGACAGCUUCGACAGCAACAUGGCCUACGGCGCCGGCAAGAAGGCCGCCACCGCGCCCCUCAAGGCCUGGGAGAACGUGCCGCGCCUCGUCGUCCGCGGCCUGCAGUUCCUCUUCGCCCUCGUCGUCAUCGGCUUCUACGGCCACCGCGUCGACGUCGACCGCCGCACCGAGGGCGCCCGCCAGUCCCCCGAGUGGAUCUACGGCGUCUUCGUCGGCGGCGCCUCGUGCGUCGCGGCCCUGCUGCUCGCGCUCGCGGGCCCGCUGAGCAUCAUCAGCAGCCGGCUGCGCACCUACCGCAUGUUCGCCGCCGACCUGACGCUCUUCCUGCUCUGGAUCGUCGUCUUUGGCAUCUUUGGCGGCAUCUUCCUGCGCCGCACGGACAAGGAGGGCGACUACAAGGGCGCCAGCACGUCGACGCAGCGGCACGUCGUCUGGCUCGACCUCGUCAACGCCCUGCUGUGGCUCGUCAGCGGCGUGUACGGCGCCGUCAAGACGUGCCUGGGGAACAAGGUCGACGGCGUCGGCGACAAGGUCACCGGCAAAGUCACGAGCAAGCUGUUUGGCAGGAAGAAGGAGACCAAGCAGUGGUACGGCCAGGAGCAAGUCUGA
Thyridium curvatum is the source of this 669-nucleotide messenger RNA. RefSeq lists its product as uncharacterized. NCBI's taxonomy places the organism in Eukaryota, Fungi, Ascomycota, Sordariomycetes, Thyridiales, Thyridiaceae. The coding region runs from base 1 to 669 and encodes 222 amino acids. The transcript has a single exon. The record is from RefSeq and is a predicted model, not a curated record.